AUGGAUGCUCUUUGUGGCUGGAUCGAGAGAACUGGCAUCGCACAGUUCAUGCUUGUCAACAAUAUCAAUGUGUCGAUGAGAAUUUGUGAUCCUGUGAUUAAAGUACUGCUCCAAAUUGCACUCAACGGUGGACACCUUGCACCCGCAGAUGUUACUGUGAUUACGCAAGGGUUGUUCCCACCAAAUUGCCGACCGUCUCGGCCACUACACGGAGUUCCAGGCAUCCUCAAUGAUGAGGAUACAGGCGAGAGCGACGACAUCGAUAAUAAUCAGGAAGAUCCAGAUCCUCCCACGACUUGCCACCAGACGAGCGACGUUGUCACUGUCAUCAGCAACCUGGAGGCUGCCUUCCAGUACCGUCGCUGCUGCUGCAAGAAAAACAAAGAGCCUGGGACACCCCCUUGUCGUACCGUCGUCUCCCUCUCACAAGACCUUCGCCCACCUCAUCUUAUAACGAGAUUGAAUUCAUUGGCUCUUUUAGAAGCGGUAUACCAAAUCUGUGGGACGACCGUGGUCAGUAGCGAGAGAUCUGUACCAUGA
Messenger RNA from Paraphaeosphaeria sporulosa, 540 nucleotides. RefSeq lists its product as uncharacterized. The record is from RefSeq and is a predicted model, not a curated record. The coding region runs from base 1 to 540 and encodes 179 amino acids. The transcript is spliced from 2 exons. Lineage: Eukaryota; Fungi; Ascomycota; Dothideomycetes; Pleosporales; Didymosphaeriaceae.